This is a messenger RNA of Carica papaya (papaya), 1903 nucleotides long. RefSeq names its product BTB/POZ domain-containing protein. Gene Ontology annotation, molecular function: protein binding. The record is from RefSeq and is a predicted model, not a curated record. NCBI's taxonomy places the organism in Eukaryota, Viridiplantae, Streptophyta, Magnoliopsida, Brassicales, Caricaceae.
AGGAGAAGAAUUCUGGCUGGCGGGAGGUUGUCGCGCUUGGCUUCCGCCAAAGGUAAAAGAAACGCGAAGGAAUACGACCUAGAAAUUCAAAAAAGUCUGGUUUUUCCUUUGUCACUUUCCAGUGAUUGAAGUAUCUGUGUCUUAAGCGGACGGCACAGCAAGAGGACUAAGUCAUUCGAGUUCACCACAACAUAGCUGGGAACGGGAGUUUUGGUUGCAUUCGUCACUGGUGGUCUCACUAACGGAAAUAAAAUGGAGGCUCCUUGUAGAAUGGGUGAUCGAUCGACUAGCGACGUUAUUGUGAGAGUACGAACCCAUGAUGGCCGUGAUGAAUGGAUAUAUUGUCACUCUCAUAUCAUUGUAAGGAACAGCAAAUAUUUUGCAGAUCGCCUCUCUGAGACUUGGCCAACAUGCCAGAUUCUUGAUUCCCGUAACUGUGUUGAGGUUUACUGCCAAGAAACAGACUUUGAUCAUCAUAUUAAUGUUCUGCGCCUGCUUUAUGUUAUCAUUGAUGGGUCAGUAGAUGACUUGUGCCAUGGUGUAAAAAAUGCCCUUGGCAUCCUUCAAGUGGCAGUAGGACUUGGGUGUCCGCAAAUUAUUACUGCUUGUGUGAACUACUUGGAAGCCGUUCCUUGGGAAGAGGCUGAGGAAGAGGAAAUUCUGAAAAUAAUACCUGGAUUGGGACCACAAGUGCAGCCAAUUCUUGCCCGUUUGCAGCCAGUAAAUUCAUCGGCUAUUAUAGGUAUUUUUCUCUCAGCCUUUCAGUUUGCCACAUCGUCACCUCCUUCACCGAUGAAUGAUCUUAAAUCUUCUGCUCAAGAGCAGCUUGAGUACAUGAUAACCGAAGAUGAUGAUGCGCCGCUAUUAACAGAUGAAAAUGAGAUAAAAUUGGAGGUGGAGGAAUGUGUUAGGAGACUGUUUGCUAGAUUCAGUGAUAUGUUAGACACUCUUUUAUCUUAUACAAUUGAUUCUGUCCAUGAUUUGGGAGAUAUGCUGUUAUUUCAAUCACAUUUAUCAGAUUUGUUGUGGGCUUGUCAAAUGUUAACUAAGAUGGAGAUAAUGAGGGAAUUCGUUAACAGUUGGAUAGAAGCUUCAGAUAAGAUUGUUAAUUUUGUUGAGCAAGCAAGUCCAGUAGCUGAAACUGUUGAGAUAAAGUUCAAGGUCAUUGAGGUAGCGGCAAAAGUUUUAGAAGCAAUAGGUUAUGGCAAUGUCAUUUUACCAACUGCUGAACGGUUUCAUAUGGUGAAGGUUUGGCUUCCGUUUGUAAGGGUUACAAAAGCUUUUAUUGAUUCUAUCAUCACAAAUGAGGAGGAUGCUGCAGCAUUUAAAAUGGAUGGUGAACUGUGGAAGUCCUUACAAUCCACAUUUGUGUCAAUAAUUCUUUCAUUGCCAUCUGGGGACCAGGCAAAGAUUUUAACUGAAUGGUUAGAGAACAAACAUAUACGAUAUCCAGACCUGACUGAGGCAUUUGAGAUGUGGUGUUUCAGAUCCAAGGUAGCUAAGAGAAAACUUUCGUUGCUUGGAGGUGAGAAUGAUCUCCCUGAUUCAGAGAUACUUUGACAGUUUCGGGGAGCUUUUUCCCAUCUUUCUGUUGGUACUAAUUCAUGCAAUCUCUUCCUCAACUGAUGCCUGGCUAAAUCUCUUUGUUCCAUUUUUGUUCUUAUAUUGUUCUCUGGAGGAGCGGAAUGAAUCUUUUAAACAGGAGAUACUUGAGUUCCAGGCCAUUUAAGUGCUUUGUCAAAAUCUCUUCGUUUCAUUUGUAUUUCUAGAAACUUGUAAAUCAUGUGAUGCUAGGUUGUCUAAUUGUAAAUCAUCUCCAGAUAGCUCGAUUCAAGCUGUACAAAUUACGAUAUGAUUUAGCUAUGAUCAAUCCCAUCAUACUUUUGUGGCCUUAGAUAGACAA